Molecule: messenger RNA, 774 nt
Organism: Hyaloperonospora brassicae
Lineage: Eukaryota; Oomycota; Peronosporomycetes; Peronosporales; Peronosporaceae
Source: the annotation of a GenBank genome assembly
AUGCCCAAUCCCGUUCCAAUUCCUGCUGCUCUUGUAGCCACAUUUGAUUCUAAAUGUCCAGCUGCUAUCUCUGACUCGUCCGAAGCCCUACCGACCUCUGAUCUGGCUCCUCCUUCCGAGAUUGCAGUUUUGUACGACCAACAAACGGCAGCACGAGCCGCUGCCAAGCAUUCCCAGACUCUAAUGGCGUCUAGGGUCCGCAAGUUCCCACAAAAACCUCCUCUGUUGACAGCUGCGACGGCUGUCGGGGAAGAAUCUCGUCGCUACACCGCCAAUUUAAAGGAGCUACACAAAUGGAUCACUGGGCGCUCAGGCAUUGUCGAGCUUCUUCGCUCUAUGCCUACGACGCCGAGUGGUCAAAAUGACUGGAUACGACACUGUGAUGUAGAUCUAGCAGCUCUCGUCAAGAGCCUGCCUUUUACGAUCACUUAUGUAAAGGGUCUGACGCGAAUGUCACGAAAACGUUUUGGUCCCGCCAUAAACUGCGAAGCUCAGCUAGCCGUCAUUCGCCGGUAUGCGCAGCAUGAAGAAUUCUUCGUCCGCAAGUUUUGCAUUGUCUGGGAUGCAGUUGCUUCUCAACAGCAGGGUGCCAUUAAGUGGAAAACAACGGAUUUGAUCCAGCGGUGGAAGAAAGUGCAUAAGUUGCAUCCGCAGUUGCUCUGCGCUACCGUCGUGGACCCAAUUAUGAUUGACGAAUGGGGAAUCUUGAACGUUAUCUGUUUGAUGUUGCCUUAUUUGACGCCGGUGGAUAAUUCGACAGCAGUCGUGAUGUAA